GUCCAGAAGUACUGACGGAGGUUCUUGAGGAGAUGCUCAAACGUCAUGUCGCUGCUUUGGAUCCUCACCUGGCUGCCUCUGGUUCUACCAGCUGUCGAUGAGCUCCCAAAGCCAAUCAAUGUCACCAUCCYCUCCACCGGGUCGGGUUACAUCCUGAYCUGGGACCCUGCACCAGGAACCCCCCCAGGAACCUCCUACAGUGUCAGCGUUCAGACGGACAGGAGCGACCAGUUCCCAAGUGGCUGCCAGCAGGUCCAGYACCCCCGGACCUGCAACCUCACUGAGGCGUUCAAAGACCCGUUUGUAAAAUACGACAUCAAAGUUACCGCUGAGCUGGAGGCUCAGAGAGCCCAGUCUGCACAGGUCCAAUACAAGCCAAUCGACCACCUGGACCUGCCUGAGCUGACCGUUGGGUCCUGCCAAACCAGUCUGUGUGUGGACUUCCAGCCUCCAAAACACCACCCUCCAUGGAUCUACAAGGACCUGGGUUACAAGUUGCAGAUCAGCAGGGAAGGAGGAGCUCCGAAAUUUAAAGCCUUCAGGUCUCUGGAAACCCAGGUGCUGACGGACCUGCAGGCCGGCAGACAGUACUGCGUCUCGGUCCAGUUCUCCGACAGCCUUGAGAACAAAAUCUCCAACUUCAGCCAACCUGUUUGUGUUUCCACUCCUGCCAGGCUCUCUGCAGAUGCACUCAUCUCAAUCACUUUAAUCUCACUGGUGCUGAUGGUGCUGGUGGGACUGGGACUGCUGGUCGGGACCGGUUUCCUCUGUCUGAAGAAGAUCCCACUGCCACCGAUCCUGAUGAACAUGGAUCACCAGGAGGAGAAUCUGGUCCAGGCCUCCCUGUCCUCCCUGGUGAGCGUCAGGCUGGUGGCGCCCCCUGCAGGCACCAAGAGGAGCAGCCAGUCUUCAUCAGAGGACAGUGAUGAAGACUGUGAGACCUCCUGCAGGAGCUCAUCAAGAGGAGGAGGUUACACUGAACGGAUCGGCACCAACCUCCACUCCUCAUCCUCCUCUUCAUCAUCAUCUUUGUCCUCCGAACAGAAAGCAGAGACCACUUCCUGCUCCAGAACUCCAGACGGGUCCAGUCUGCAGCCUCAGACUUUAACAGAGACCUGGCCCAGAACUGAACAGGACUCUCUGAGUUCUGAAGGUCUGACCCGACGGAGAAGUGAGGAGGAGCAGCAGGAGGUGGGAGGGUCUGUGGGCCUGGGGGUGAACCUCCACACUUUAACCUUCGGCAGGCUGGAGGAGGAAGAAGAGGACUGUGUCUGUCCUUCAGAGGAGAGCAGUGUUCCUCCGGUGGAUCCACUGGUGGAUCCACUGGAUCCACUGGAUCCACUGGUGGUUCCUCUGGUUCCUCCGGUGGAUCCACUGGAUCCACUGGUGGUUCCUCUGGUUCCUCCGGUGGAUCCACUGGAUCCACUGGUGGUUCCUCUGGUUCCUCCGGUGGAUCCACUGGAUCCACUGGUGGUUCCUCUGGUUCCUCUG
Messenger RNA from Austrofundulus limnaeus, 1491 nucleotides. Its product is annotated as interferon alpha/beta receptor 2. Gene Ontology annotation, cellular component: plasma membrane. NCBI's taxonomy places the organism in Eukaryota, Metazoa, Chordata, Actinopteri, Cyprinodontiformes, Rivulidae. Gene Ontology annotation, molecular function: protein binding; cytokine receptor activity. Gene Ontology annotation, biological process: cytokine-mediated signaling pathway. The record is from RefSeq and is a predicted model, not a curated record.